Molecule: messenger RNA, 6573 nt
Organism: Helicoverpa zea (corn earworm)
Lineage: Eukaryota; Metazoa; Arthropoda; Insecta; Lepidoptera; Noctuidae
Gene: e
Product: tyrocidine synthase 3
Exons: 17
Coding region: 187-2775 (862 amino acids)
Source: RefSeq, a predicted model, not a curated record
UGUGCAUAGACCUGCAAUAAAAAAAAAAACGUUGACAGUUCGAAACAUUCGCGCGGGAAAAUUGACGUGUGUGACGUUUCGGGAUAAAAAACAUAUUUGGUAGACUUUAGUGAAAGAUUGUGUGGGUGUUUUGAGUUUUUUUUUGUCGUGUUGCAGUGUGUAUUUUUUUGAAAAUAUUCUUUUACCAUGGGUUCUCUGCCUCGGGUCUCGGUUGUGAGCGGCGCCCGGACACCUGUCCCAGCUGCCCCGUUGACGAAGCACCUCAGCCAUCUGGAUACCAGUGACAAUACUGCUCUGGUUUAUGCUGACGAAACGUGCAACGUCCGUAUAAGUUACUCGGAGCUGGCAGCGCGCACGAACUCCCUCGCGCGAGCCAUCGCUGCGCGCGCGCGGCCGCAGGGACCGAACAGAGAUGGAGAUUAUGUCAUCGCUGUGUGCAUGCAGCCUACACAUAGCACAAUAACAACACUCCUAGCGACAUGGAAAGCUGGAGCUGCGUACGUGCCGAUGGAGCCGAGCUUCCCUCAGGCGAGGAUCACGCACAUACUGAACGAUGCUGAACCGGCUCUUGUCGUUUAUGAUGAUACUGCAAACCCAGCCAUGUUCUCCGGAAGCGGUGUACCAUCAGUGUCCUUCGAGGAGUUGGCGCAUGAAGCCAGUGGCCUGUCAGCUGAUGUCAUGCAGGCCGGAGAAGUGCUGGCUGUGGCGAGGAGUGACAGCAUUGGCAUUGUGCUGUAUACUUCUGGAAGUACGGGGAUUCCUAAAGGUGUUCGCCUAUCCUACUCAGCAGUUUGCAACCGCCUCUGGUGGCAGUUCCAUACCUUCCCUUACUCUGACUCCGAGGUCAACUGCGUCUGGAAGACGGCCUUGACCUUCGUAGACUCAGUCUGCGAGAUCUGGGGACCUCUGCUCCAUGGAAGGACUUUGAUUAUUCUCUCUAGAGAGACUACUAGGGACCCUCAGAAGCUGGUCAAUGUUUUGGCUGAUAAUCAGAUCCAACGUCUAGUACUGGUCCCAACCUUACUUCGAUCGAUCCUCAUGUACCUUUCCCUAAAACCGUCCGAAAGACCUCUCCAGCACUUAAAACUCUGGGUCUGCUCCGGGGAGACCCUCAGUAAGGACCUUGCAGCACAAUUCUUCAAGAAUUUCGGAUACCACAACGGGUACAAACUGGCUAACUUCUAUGGGAGUACUGAAGUUAUGGGCGAUGUGACCUAUUAUGUGUUGGAAAAUACUAACCAGCUUGAUAUACAUCCUACUAUUCCUAUUGGCACUCCCCUAGACAACUGCGCAGUAUACCUGCUAGACGAGGAGAUGAACCCGGCUCGUCAGUCGGAGGCCGGCGAGGUGUGGGUGGCGGGGACCAACCUCGCCGCGGGGUAUGUGGGCGGACAGGGGGCUGACAAGUUCGUGGAUAACCCACAUGCUGCUCAUCCAGAUUUCGGUCGCCUCUACCGCACGGGAGACUUCGGUGUACUAGAGAAGGGUGUCAUCCUGUACGCCGGCCGGACUGACUCGCAGGUCAAGAUCCGUGGCCACAGGGUCGACCUGCAGGAGGUCGAUAGGGCAGUCGCUGCUGUUGAUGGGGUUGAUAAAUGCGUGGUACUCUGCUACGGCGUGGAGCGCGGCAGCCCGGAGAUAUUGUCGUUCGUCACCAUCAAGCCUGACGCCAGGAUCGCAGCUCAGCAUAUAGAGGCUGCCUUGAAGAAUUCUUUAACGCACUAUAUGAUACCACAGGUGAUUGAAGUAGAGAGCAUACCACUGUUGGUGAACGGUAAAGUAGACCGUCAAGCGCUACUGAAGAUGUAUGAAAACACCAACAAUAACGAUGACUCGGAAAUUCCCUUAGACAUCGACUACACCUCAGUCUCCCAAUCAGACCUCCCGGCCGCUAAGGUCCUGUUCGAGACGGUCGGGGCAGUGCUGGGCAGGGCCGCGAGGGGAGCCAUCUCUGUGAGAGCUGGCUUCUAUGAGUUGGGGGGAAACUCCCUUAAUUCUAUCUAUACUAUUACUAGGCUGAGGGAUAAGGGGUAUUUUAUUGACAUAAGCGACUUCCUCGGCGCAUCAAACCUAGGCGAAGUGUUAUCCCACAUGAGCACGAACCCGCACUCCGACGACGGAGACAAUGAACUGUUCACCGCUGAACCACUUGCUGAUGAUCAUAAGCAACAGGUUAUUGAAAUGAUAGUAUCCUCAUUCUACAACAAGGCGGAGUUGGAGCAGUUCCUGAAGCAUGAGAUCGACACUAACGACUACGCUGUACUCAUCAGUGACACUUGGCCGGCGCUGAUCAGUGCUAAACUCAGCGUAGUGUUGAAGAAUUCAUCAGGCACCCCAGUAGCAGUGGCGCUGAACUUCGACGCUCGCGACGAGCCGGACGUGGAGUCGGAGGAGACAGGAGGACUCAUGAAGAUCAUGAUCUUUCUGGAGUUCGUCGAGAGCUCCGUUAGGGAUACCAUGUUGCCGCCUGGGAAGGGCACAAUCCUUCAUUCCUUCAUGAUGGCGACAGCGGAAAGCCUGACACCACGGGAGAAUGUAGCCGCCAUCAGAGCAUUAGAGAACGCCACCAUGACCCUCGCCAAGGAGACAGGCUUCCGAGGAGUUUUUACUACCAACACCAGCCCGCUUACACAGCAAUUAGGAACAGAUGUCCUAGGCUACCAAACCUUACUGGAUUACCAAAUAAAUCAGUACGUUGACCCCAACGGAGACAGAAUAUUCGGGAAGGCUCCCGAUGAUAUGCGAGCUAUUGUAUGCUGGAAACCGUUGGACUAACCUGUGAUAUGGUAAUUUAGACUAUUGGCCAGUUUUGCAGGUUACUGAUAAAGUCUCUAUCUCUUAUCUGACAGAUAAACUAUACUCUCGGUUUUACAGGUCUCGGAUAACAAUAUCUGGCAGAUAUCAUAACUAACGGCAUAACUAACGGCAUAACUAGCAUAACUAACGGACACUUUAUCGGUAACCAGUGGAUCCGGGCCUGUGUGCAUAAAAUAUACAUAUUUUAAAUUGUGUUCUUAGUAUAUCUCUAUUUACGGAUGAUUUCUAUAAUAUAUCCAUUUAUUUUAUACAGAUUGAAUUUUGUCAUUAGCUCCACAAUAAUAAUGUCCAAUCCCGCGAUUAGAGAUUGGACAUUCGAUGGAUAGAUUAUAAGAAUCCGUAGUUAGUCGAUUAGUGAUUUUGUUAUAAAAAGUUUACUUGCAAAAGUAUUUUUUUGUUUGUUAUGAAUAAGUGUGACUUCAAAAAUGGAUUCUACUGUUAAAGUUUUAGAGCCGAUUUUGACUUGUCUUUAAAUAUUAAAAGGGCUUAAGUGCAAGAGUAUUAAGUAGAUAAGUAGUAAGAUUAUUAUUUAGUGAGCCUAUUAGACAAGUAGUAAGUUAGAGCGCUUAGUAUAAGGACGUUGAAUUCAUGCUUGUUGAAUUUAGACUUUAUUACUUAUACGUAAGGUGUAUUUUUCAUUGACCAGUGAUAAAUUACAGUAUUUCUUAAGUUUUACUUCUUGCCUGUUCUGAAAUGACAAUUCUAUAUUUAGAAAAAUAUUCUGUGAAUUUGAUGUUGUAAGUUUAUCUAUAUGAUAUUAAUUUUAUUUAACCUCGCAACUUUUUUGUUUGAUAAGUAAUUUUUUAACUAAGUUUUAAUGUUAUAUUUAACCAAAAUAAUCACAUUAUAAAAAUCAAGUUUCAUCGAACUGUUCGUACCAUUUUUUACCAACUUCCCAAAAAGAAGGAGUACCUAUCUCAAUUUGAAUUUUGUAUUUUAUUUUCUUGAAAUAUGGAAAAAUAAAUAAAACACAAAUCUACAUUUAGAUAUUUAAUACGAGAAAAUACAACAUUAGAAAAUUGCACAAAUCGUUUUGCACAAGGCAACUUACUCAAGGCAAUUGCACAAGAUUAUUGCACAAUUGCACGAGUGGAUUGCACAAUACAACUCGAUGUGCGCAAUACAAGACAUACAAAUAGUUUCUUAUAUAGACUAUAUAAUAUAGAUAGACUCAAAACUCCGAUCCAAAUUGAAACGAAGAAGUCAACAUUUGAAUUAAAAUCUUGCAACAAUAAUAGAAUAAAAUACUUGUAUUCACAAUUUCGAAUUUUGUAAUAUGACCUUACAUCGAAAAAAAAUGCUGGUGUUUAAACAGUAUAAUAGUAUGUUUGCCAGUUGUUCAACUAAAAGACGUUUUGUAAAUGUGUGAGGAAUAUAAAAAUUGAUUCAUACAUUAAGAACAUAGGCAAUGUUUAACGUUGUGAAUUGACAAGAUUGAAACAAAAUGACUCUGUUAUAAUUUAAAAUAUUCAAGAUGUUCAAGCAUUAAACUGGAUAGCACUAUUUACUAGGCCAGGUUCUGCCAACAGUUUCUGUUGCUUUAUAAUAUCAGUACCUAUAGAUUAUGCUUGAACAUUUGAAUACAAAAACACAACAUACGUAAAUGUUAAUAUAAUGUACGGCCAGUUAGACCAAACACUUAAACCACAUAUUCACAAUCUGCAUACAAAACUCGGCGACCCAACGGUCCGAUCCAGCGCCCUUGCGAAACAGAGGUCGCUAGCAAGGGUCGGCCGAUUGUACUUGCGACAUCGACGGGUAAAUGUGUUGAUUGUUUAUGGGUACAAAUCUCUCUCAUCUGUUGUCAGAAAUAUGGUGUUACGUACUAAGUUAUGUAAGAUACGAUAUUGGAGUCAAAUAUAUGGACUCUUUUUAAAUGCCCUGAAACUAUGACAUGUUUUGUAUGAUUUUUCGAUUAUUAAACAAUUUUUUUAUGACACACCUAAUUAAGUACGAGUCGUCACAAAAAAUAUUUUUGUAUUGGUCCAGAUUUACGGGUCGCCAGUUUGAACCAGACAAAGGUCGCUAGGAAUUUGUACCCCAACUGAAUAGUGGUUUUAAACAACAUUUAAUAAUUGUACUAUAAUCCUAGCAUGAACAUAUGUAUGUCUGUGUUUUUGGUAUUAUCAUGUAAGAUGGAGAUUUUAUUCUUCAAUACGGUGUAUUUUUUGCUGAGUGUAGUAAUAUUACUAUUUUUUUAAUUGACGAUUUUUGACAUGAAGUAAGAACUAAAAAAGUUAAAAACAACUUGUAUUUAAAUAUUAUGUUGUCCUACAUUUGUUCAUGUUAGGAUGAAAUCUAAAGACUUAAACCUAAUUUACAACACAAUAAGACUUGGACACAUCGAAUAAAAAAUGUAGCUUAUGAAAUACCUAUGCACCAAAAAUCAACUACAUAAAAUAUAUAUUUUUACGUUUCUGACACGUUUCUUAUUUGAAUUGGUAACUUUAGGAUCAAUGUAUGAGUUGAAGCUCCCUAUUGAAUUUUGCUUUGUAAUUUUUUUUUUCAGUUUCACAUAGGAACAUUGGUACAGUAAAAAUUGACCAAAAGGUCACACCUAGCCCGUUUUAAGCGCUGAUAUACGCGAGACACAAUUGAUUUUCUAUUGUUUUAAAAUAAUUAGUGACAUGCAAGCAGUUAAAGCAGUGUUUAAAUAACAAGUUAUCUCUGUCGCUAACACCUUAUUGUAGCGACAGACAUAUUUUUAAACACAACUUAUUGAAUGACAUUUUGACUAUUCGAGAGAUUGAUAACCGAUCUCUCAAUAAGGAAGAUAGAUAAGAACAAAAUGGACUCCUAUGUUUUUUCGCUAUUUUUUGAUGAUAGUGCACAGUACAGUUUGACAGUAAUGCACAGUUGUAUUUUUCUUUAAGGUGAUAUUUUAUGUGUGUUACCAAGAAAUUAUUUAAAAAUUGACGUUUUGCAUCUGCAUUCGGUGUGUCCCAGCCUUUAUACACAACCUACACAGACAACCAGAUAUUGUAAGUACAGUCAGCGAAAUAAGUAGCAAUUAUUUUACAAGAAAAAUACUUUUUCGGCCAUUUUGAGCAUUUUUUUUUAAUUUAUAAAAAUUUUGUAGCAUGCCGCAAAUCUUUGUAUAAGUUGUAAUUACAUUUUUCCAAUUUUUAAUGUCAAUUGGUAAACAGGAAAAAAAUUAUAAUGUCAUAUUUCUUUCUUUCUGUUCAAGAAAAUUAAGUGUUUAAAUUUGCUUAUGUCGCUGACUGUACCUAUCGCUAUAAUUAUGAAAAUAGUAAAUAUGCUUAGGAAACAUUCAGAAAAAACAUUUACUUACUAACUAGGAAAAAUUGUCCAAACUUCAUAUUUGUGAAAAUAUCAUGUUAUCAUUAAAAUAUUAGGCGAAUAACAAAAGUACAGUUAGAGGUAGUUAAUUGGUAACAAAAUAUGUAAUAUAGAGGUAUCAAAAUGUGCGUGUUUUCCGACACAUUUUAAAUUCAUAUAUAAUUUCAAUUUGCAGUGAGUAUUUUGUUUGUAAAUAAUGUAACAAUUGUAUUUAAAAUAUAUGUUUAAGUAUAAUUAAAAUAUACAUCACAAUAAUUUUAGGUAUAUACAUUUUAGUAAAAAAAUAUUAACGAAAAGUAAAAUUAUUCAAAAUGUUUUGUAUCUAAUAAAUAAUACUAGAUCUCUAUACGUGAUAAGAUAGUGAUAAUAACUGUGUUAUAAAAUCUGAGUAGUAAUAAGUUGGAAAUAAGUUAUCAAAAUGUAAUUUAUUUCAUAAUAAAGAAAAUUAAUCAGAAA